AUAUAUAAGAUUAUUAUUCUUUUUUAAAUAAAUUAUUAAACAUUUGUGUGAUCAAUUGUAGGUGACAUGGGGGGAAAAGGAUUAUUAGCAAUGGAGUUUGGCAGUCUCAUUGCUAGCAAUAUGCCCUAUUAGGUCGACCUCCACGUGAUUCCCUCUGGAAACCAUCGUGAACAAUUCUUGUCGAAUUCAUCACGAUGGGCUAACUGACCUGCUUCAUAAUUUGAGUGGGAGAUGAGGACAUAUCAUCUCUCACUGGUGCCCCGCUAGUGUAUACCAAUAACGCGGGCAGGAUUACCAUUCUAUUAUCACCCAUAAAAAAAUUGUGUGUGACAACUAGGUAGAUAUAUGUAUAUACAUUAUCUGUCAUAAGACUAUUAUUUUCACCUUUAUGUCAUUGUUAGAUUUGAUUCAAAUUCUCUUCAGCAAUGUAACUCAAGUAUCAACAAUAAUUAAUCAUAGUAUAGAAGAUCAAUCCACUCUAUCUCAGUCCCAUAAUCGUGUCAAUUAUAAAUUAAUAUCAUAAGGUGCAUUCCACAUUGGCGAAUGCGUUACGAUCUCUCUGCAGCUGUUGUGCAAAUUUAAAUUUACAUACUUUUAGCCACGAUUUUAACAUUUACAGUAUAGUACAACUAACAGAAGAGUAAAAAAAAAAUAUUUUAUAACACGGAAUGUGUACCGAUGCAGUGGGCAUUGGUUAUAAAAAUUUUGGAUGGUUACAAAUAAUAUUAGUUUACACACUUUACGUGUGAAAGAAUGACAUACAAAGAUGAAUAACUUAAUAUACUAAAUCAUAAUUUUAUUACAUGAAGCUCAUAUGCCAGUAUGGACGCUCCCUUAAGAAAGUGCUUACAGUGUUGAACAUCGAUAUAUUUUGCAUAUAUACGGUCAUUCAGAGUAGUCAGUUGAAAGAUAAACCUCGUACCUCUACUAGUGCAAAAUAAUUGAAAAUAGAAAAUUAUGCAUUAUAAUCGAAUUAUAUUAAUUGUUUUGGCCAUAACCUCCUAUAUGAGGGUGAAUUCCCAAAUAUUUAAUAACCCCCGUGUAGUUGGUGGUGCACCGACGACCAUAGACAAAUAUCCAAUAUUAGCCCAGUUGUUGUUAGACUCCUUGGGAAACCAGAACUUUGAGCAAUACUGUGCCGGCACAAUAUUGACUUCCCGUCAUGUAAUAACAACGGCACACUGCUUCCAAUUCAGCGUGCACACAAGCAAGAAUUAUACCUUACCCAAGUACUGGAAAGUACGCGUCGGAUCAUCGUAUCGCACCCGAGGUGGCGUCUUACAUAAUGUUAAAACUAUAAUUCCCCAUCAUGCCUUCGAUAAAUAUUUCUAUACAAACGAUAUUGCUAUGGUUGUCGUCUCAAAACCAUUUCAGCUAGGAGGAAAUGUUCGACAAGGAACUAUAAUCAAACGAGGAGUGGAAGUGAAAUCAAAUUCAAUCUGUACGUUGAUUGGAUGGGGAGCUAACCAGGUUGAUGGACCUCGACUAGAACAAUUACAGCAUGCCACUAUGUUUGUGAUAGAUCAAAAAGUAUGUGCCAAUAGGUAUAAUACAAUAAAAGCGGUAAUCGCUGACACUAUGAUGUGUGCUGGUCAACCCAACAUCGGUGGGGUAGAUGCCUGUUUCGGUGACUCAGGUGGACCAUUAAUAUAUAAAGGUCUGGUAGUUGGUCUCGUAUCAUUCGGUUAUUCCUGCGGGCAUCGAUACUAUCCUGGGGUCUAUACAAAAAUAUCACGUUAUACAGAUUGGAUUGUUAAGACUGUUAAAACUAAUAAAUAAAUUAUUUAUAUACA
Molecule: messenger RNA, 1793 nt
Organism: Galleria mellonella (greater wax moth)
Lineage: Eukaryota; Metazoa; Arthropoda; Insecta; Lepidoptera; Pyralidae
Product: trypsin, alkaline C-like
Exons: 4
Coding region: 958-1779 (273 amino acids)
Biological process (GO): proteolysis
Molecular function (GO): serine-type endopeptidase activity
Source: RefSeq, a predicted model, not a curated record